Molecule: messenger RNA, 267 nt
Organism: Perkinsus marinus ATCC 50983
Lineage: Eukaryota; Perkinsozoa; Perkinsida; Perkinsidae
Exons: 2
Coding region: 1-267 (88 amino acids)
Source: RefSeq, a predicted model, not a curated record
AUGGACACAGCAUCCUCGUAUAGUAGUGACCACAGCGUUGAGGACCGCAAGGCUGCUCAGCAGCAGAUGAUGCAGUUGAAUAUGAUCAUAGAAAGUCAGAAGACUAUGGUCAAACUCACCGGUCUAUGCUUCGACAAAUGCGUAUCGACCCCGGGCAAGUCCCUGUCCACUUCAGAGCAGACCUGUCUGUGGCGCUGUGCCCAGAAUAUGAUGGAGACCAAUGUGUUCAUGCAGAAGAGGCUAACUCAGCAAGCUAAACAUCAGUAG